UUUCCUGUGGAUUGUACAGACGCAUACCGUUACGGUUAUGAUAUCGGUAAAACUGGUAAUUUCCACCACGAAACACGUGGGCCUGACGGUGUUACAUACGGAUGUUACGGCCACAUUGAUCCAAAUAAAAUCUUACGCGCUACACAUUAUGUUGCUGAUACGCGUGGUUAUCGGACUGUGGAACCUCAAAAGCCUGUUGUUACAUAUCCUGAAGCCGAUGAUCCUAUCAAAGGACCGAGCAGUGGAAUAUUACUGCAAUGGGAUGAAUUAUACUUUCCCAUUGGUUGUGGCAAAUUUGAAGGCGGUGUGCGUCCCGAUAUUCCACUUGUUUUUAUUGACGAUGGCACAGACAACCAUGUAUUCAAUUUUACCAAAUUUACGCAUUUAACGCCUAAAGACUCAAAACAAAAUGGCCUUAAUGCGCACUCGAAUAACGGUGGUAGACCUGUUCACAGCAGUGCUGGGCUUUUCGACAAUAGUCAUACGUAUGAAGGCUCACCUGGCGCUCAGGCUUCAACAACGCACGCAAUCCAAUCUUUAUAUCCAAGCGGUGAUAACCAAGUUAAAAAUGUAGCAUCUGGUCAACUAAACCAUUUUGCAAUCACCCACAAUAAAAGUGCUGAUGGUCAGGGUUUUGGUAAUUUUCAAGGUCCUGGAAGUAAACAUACUGGAGACAGGAAAAACUCAGGAACACAUGGCCAUUUAGACUUUAAGGGAUUUGAAGGCUCCAAUACUCCUACUUCACAAUCACGUCCGUCUACACAACAUGAAAAUUCUCUCGAUUACGUGCUUCAUGGGUCUUCUAGUUCUCACCAUCCUGUGGAAACUCACUCUAAUGGUUUCCAAGGUUCUGGCGGCUCUGCCAGUUCUGCUGGGUUUGCUAGUUCGGUGGGUUCCGGGGGCCUUGGAAGCGCUGGUAGCUCUAGUAACGGUUCUAGAGAUCCUAGUAAUUUCGGUGGUUCUACCAGUUUUGCUAGUUUCGACGGCCCUGGCGGUUCUGGCGGUUCUAGGAGCCCUGGCGGUGGCGGCGUUUUUAGCGGGUCCGGCGGUCUUGGUGUUUCGGGUAGUUCUAUCGGUUUUCCCGGUCCUGGCAGCUCUAAUAGCUAUGCCAGUCAUGCCGGCUCUGGCGGUUCUGAUGGUCCUGGCGGUCUUCCCGAUUCCGGUAAUAAUGCCAGUUUUGGCGGGUCCGCCAAUUAUGUCGGCUCUGGCGGUUCCGGCAAAUAUUCAGGCAGUCACGGUUCUGGAAAUUAUGCCAAUUUUGGCGGCACUGGCAGUUCUAAUAAAUCCGCUGGUACCAUCAGUUCCGUCAAUUCCACGGGUUCCGUCGGUUCCGUCGGUUAUGUUGGUUCGGUCAGUUCCGUUAGUUCCGUCGAUUCUUCUGGUUCUAUGGAUUCUGUAAUUUCCGUUGAUCACGUCACUUCGGUCGAUGCUACCACUUCCGCUGGUAUUGCCGGUUCCGCUGAUUCCGUUGGUUCUGCUGGCUCUGAAAGCUAUACUGGCACUGAUCCUAGCGGUUCUCCUAGUUCCCACGACCUAUUUAAACCAGGCUCUCAUAAUUCUAUUGAAACACAAAGACCGUCUGGCCUCUUUGACUCUGAAGGAUCUGGAAAAUAUGAACCGUCUCCAUCAGCAAGCUUUACUGAAUUUACAAAAUAUGAAUCAAACGAUUUUCCGGCUCUUAGCCUGGACGGAGCGACUACCUUGUCUGGCAGUUCUUCCGACUUCCUAGGGAAAUAUGGAUCGGACAGCAGGCCUGGAUCGGGAUCCCCAGGA
Glossina fuscipes is the source of this 1773-nucleotide messenger RNA. RefSeq names its product PE-PGRS family protein PE_PGRS16-like. The record is from RefSeq and is a predicted model, not a curated record. NCBI's taxonomy places the organism in Eukaryota, Metazoa, Arthropoda, Insecta, Diptera, Glossinidae. The transcript has 3 exons. The annotation marks the transcript as partial.